AUGUGGAAGAAAGUCACCUACUUCUUGGAUGGCUUGAGGCUCGAUGACUGUGCUUUACAGUUGUCUCAUAAUGGCAGUUAUCUGGACUUGGAGUCCACCUUGGCCGAGCAGAGAGAUGAACUUGAUGGAUUUCAGGAGGAUGGAGGGAGAGGAAAGAAGCACAGUAUACUCCUGAGAACACAGCUGUCUGUCAGAGUCCAUGCCUGCAUAGAAAAGCUCUACAAUUCGACCGGACGGGAGCUGCGAAGAGCACUGUUCUCUCUCAAGCAAAUCUUUCAGGAUGAUAAAGAUCUGGUGCAUGAGUUUGUGAUGGCUGAAGGACUCACAUGUCUUAUUAAAGUGGGAGCUGAGGCUGACCAAAACUACCAGAACUACAUCCUUAGAGCUCUUGGACAAAUCAUGCUGUAUGUGGAUGGAAUGAAUGGGCUUAUCGGACACAAUGAAACUGUACAGUGGCUUUACACACUAGUUGGAUCAAAGUUCCGGUUGGUUGUUAAAACUGCUCUGAAGCUGCUGCUGGUUUUUGUGGAAUACACUGAGUCCAAUGCACCUCUACUCAUCCAGGCUGUCAACACCGUGGACACCAAGCAAGGCUGUAAGCCCUGGUCCAAUGCCAUGGAAAUCCUAGAUGAGAAAGAUGGAAUGGACACUGAGCUGUUGGUUUAUGCCAUGACCCUUAUUAACAAGACAUUGGCUGUGCUUCCUGACCAGGACACGUUCUAUGAUGUGGUUGACAGUCUGGAGGAGCAGGGCAUGGAGGCCGUGGCCAAGAAACACGUCAACAGGAAGGGCACAGAUUUGGACCUAGUGGAACAGUUCAAUAUCUACGAGUCAGCCCUUCGUCAUGAAGAUGGUGAUGAUGAGACACAGCCUCCUCCAUCCGGACACAAAAGUCGGCGUCGGGCCAGCGUAGGGGCCACUCCUGAGAGGCGGGGUUUGGAACGUCGCCGCAGCCGAAGACACUCGCUCCAAAAUGGGAAAGGCCACACUUCUGCUCCUUCUUCCCCCUGCCACAGCCACAUGCCCAACAUCCUGCCCCUCAAUGGCCAGAGGAUAGACGAUAUCAGUGAAAGAGAUGAGGAAGAGGAGGAGACGAAUGAGGAGCUUCAGAAAACAGAGCUCUCUAGACAGGCAUCCGAAAGUCUGUCAGAUGUUAGAUACUCAAACACAUCAUGUGGUUCAUGUGGCAGCAAUGGCUAUGCAGGUACGUAUCCUGGCAGGUCAUCUGGGGUGUCCAGUGCCCCCUCCACACCCUACAACCGCUUCGGCCCCUCAGGAGGAACACCUGCAGACAGUAAGCCCGACAGGUCUACUCUAGGUGGAUUGUUAACCUCCUCCUACAGGCAGCACCAGGAGUCUCUAAAUGCUGAACGUGAGCGGAGGCGCCUGGAGAGAGAGGAGAGACUUCAGCGCAUUGAAAGAGAGGAGAGAAACCGUUUCAAUCGGGAUUAUGAGGACAAGAGAGAAGAGGUCAGACAAGCUCGAGAAGAAAGAUAUAAGCAAUUGGAGCGGCUGGCAGCAGAGGAAAACAAAAGGGAACAACCAAGAUCGACAACACGGGGGCGAACAGAAAUCACCCUCAGCCUGAGUUCACGAACCUCCAGCAGCUCAUUGUCUCGUUCUGCCACCCCUUUGACUGCAGAGGCUCAAGAGGAUAAACGCUCGGUUCCACAUCCAACACGAGGAACUGAGUCUGAGGCAAGCCGUCCGGUGCAGGCUGCAGUUGUGUGGCCUCCCUCAGAGCCUCCCUCUGUCUCAGUGUCUGCGCCGGUCUCACCCUCCAAACCAGAGGAGGAGCAGAAACCAGUGGAAAUGUCAGACAUCACGCUCUCUCUGUCUCCAACAAACUCUGAGCUAGAGAGACCUGAGACAGAGGAGAAAGCGGAGGAUGCUGACGCCGAAGAGUGUGAGGAAAUGGUGUUGAGUGGAAUGGAAGAUGAAAAGAAAGAAAAGCCAGAAGGAAAAUUUGAGGAAGAUACUAAUGGAAUGGGUACAGAGGAGUGUGUGAGAGAGCAGAUGUUAGAGAGGGAUGUAGAGGAGAGUGCCAUCCUGAGUGAGAAGGAAAGGCAGAAUGAGGAGCUAAAUGAGAAAGAUAACUGCUCUGCCUCCAGCAUCUCCUCAGCCAGCAGCACUCUGGAGAGAGAAGAACGAGAGGAGAAACACGUCAGUGACAGUGACUCAGGCAAGUGGGGAGACUGUAUGAAUACAGUGGAUGUGAAGGAUCAGUGUAACAAAGUUCUUAACAGCAAACGCUUCAUGCUGGACAUGCUUUAUGCUCAAAACAAGAAGGGAGAGGAAGAUGAGAAAGAAAAGGAGAAUGAGAAUGAGAAAGGGUGUUCAAGUCAGGACUCCUCUGUGACCAGCCUCACUAGUCGCAUCUCCACUCUGGAGGUGCGUCGGCAAGCUUGCGAGGACAACAUGAAGAAAUUGGAAGUGGAUAACCAGGGUAGCGUACGGGCUGUGGCCGAGAAAUUUGGAGAUUUGGUUAAAGGACUGGUAUCGCCUCAUGAGGUGGAGCAUUCUGGGAAGGAAAAGCAGCAAUCACAGGAAAAACCUCUGCCGGCUCCUUCACCAACACCCCCUAAAAAGGAGUCAGACCACAUAUGGGACCAGCUGAUGGCCACGCCACGGGAGCUACGCAUCAAAGAGCUGGACUUCACGGACUUGGGAGAGGAGGAUGAUGUGGACAUUUUGGAUGUCGGUAACGUGAUCGGGUCAAGUGACCUCACGCCACCUCCUCCCCCGCCUCCCUUCUUGCCCAGCCUUCCGCCCCCGCCACCUUUAUUUGGAUGCCCUCCACCUCCCCCUAUCCCUGGCAUGAUGAUGCCCCCUCCACCACCUUUUUUGGCUUCAGUACCUCCCCUACAUCUCAGAUCUCCUCAACUUAGUCGAGGACAACCCCCGCUUUUCCAGAAGAAGAAGAAGACCAUCCGGUUGUUUUGGAAUGAGGUCAGACCUAUAGACUGGCAGUACAGCAAUCACAAGAGAUGCAGGGAGUCACUGUGGUUCAAACUUGAUCCAGUCAAACUGGACACAGCCAAGUUGGAAAACCUCUUUGAGACGAAGUCCAAGGAGCUGCCAGUUACAAAGAAAACAGCAACAGAUGGGAAGCGUCAGGAGAUCAUCGUUCUGGAUUCCAAAAGAAGUAACGCCAUCAACAUUGGCCUGACGGUCUUGCCGCCUCCUCGCACAAUCAAAACAGCCAUCCUCAACUUUGAUGAGUAUGCCUUGAGCAAAGAGGGCAUAGAGAAAAUCCUAACAAUGAUUCCUACGGAGGAGGAGACGCAGAAGAUUCAGGAGGCCCAGCUGGCGAACCCUGACACUCCGCUAGGCAGCGCAGAGCAGUUCCUCCUCAUUCUGUCCUCCAUCAGCGAGCUGUCCGCCCGCUUGCAGCUUUGGGCCUUUAAGAUGGACUAUGACGCUUUAGAGAAGGAAGUAGCAGAGCCACUACAGGACCUGAAGGAGGGCAUGGACCAAUUAGAAAAGAAUAAGACCCUGUGCUACAUCCUUUCAACUCUGCUAGCUAUUGGCAACUUUCUCAAUGGAACCAAUGCUAAAGGCUUUGAGCUGAGUUACCUAGAGAAAGUUCCUGAGGUGAAGGACACCGUUCACAAACAGUCUCUACUGCAUCAUGUCUGCUCCCUCGUCGUGGAGAAGUCUCCAGAGAGUUCAGACCUCUACUCUGAGAUUGGAGCCAUUACACGCUCAGCUAAGGUUGACUUCGACCAGCUGCAAGAAAACCUAUGUCAGAUGGAACGCCGCUGCAAAGCAUCCUGGGACCACCUGAAGGUCAUUGCCAAACACGAAAUGAGACCAGCCCUCAAGCAGCGCAUGUCGGACUUCCUUAAAGACUGUGCCGAAAGAAUUAUCAUCCUUAAAAUUGUGCAUCGCCGCAUCAUAAACAGGUUUCACUCAUUCCUGCUGUUCCUGGGCCACCCACCAUACUCGAUACGAGAGGUGAGCAUCCACCGCUUCAGUAAGAUUCUGAGUGAAUUUGCACUUGAGUACCGCACCACCAGAGAGCGAGUGCUACAGCAGAAACAGAAACGAGCCAAUCACCGCGAGAGGAACAAGACACGGGGCAAAAUGAUCACAGAGAGUGGGAAGUUUGCAGGAACUCCUCUGGAGGGUCAGGAGUGUCAGCCGCAGGGUCUGGGCUACACGGAGAACGCAGCUGAACAUGAGCAGAUGACUGCUGUACUUCGUACCAGCCUGCAGAGCGGCGAUAGUCCAUCCUCUGUACUCCCCGGCCUCCGCACACGCACUCGAGCCACUCGAGGCCAUACGGCACUUUUGUCUGCUGCAAAUGAAGACACUUCUAAUUGCACAAAUGAUACAGCGGAUGAGAUCAUGGAACGGAUUGUGAAAUCAGCCACUCAGGUCCCCAGUCAGCGCACACAGCCCCGCGAGAGGAGACGCUCCAGAGCCAACCGCAAAUCCUUAAGAAGAACACUGAAGAAUGGUCUUACGCCAGAGGAGGCGCAGGCGCUGGGAUUGGCCAGCAGCUCUGAGAUGCAAGUGUGAGACAGCAGCCGCUCAGAGUCUCGGCCCACACAUAUAAACACAAAUGAGCUGGACCAGGUCACUGUAACUUGAGUUUGCUUGAAUCUGGAGCAGGUGCAUGUUUCUGGGUUUGUGUUUUAAAACGGUUAUUGCCGUGGACAAUUUGUAUUCUCACAGGUGAAAGGGAUUAUAAUCACUAACCCAUUAUACUCUACUUAUCCUGGAACGUGUAGUCAGACCUUACAACAUUUACUAGCUUAUGCAUUUUGUCCCAAGAGGAUCAUUGAAACUACUCAGGUGCAUGUUCACUGUUCCUGCAGACUGUUGAUGAUAUCCCAAACAUCCGUCUUAUUGCAUUUUUGAAAGAGAACAAGCACAAUGUCCUGAUGCACAACAUUUAUAGACGCGCGCACGCACAUGCACAUGCACACACACACACACAGAGAGAGAGAGAGAGAGCCUGUAGAAUGCUGAUUGUCCAGUUCUCCAGUACAGAGACCAAUGUCCUUCUCUUACCGCUGUGGCCUUCGGAAUGAUCCUAAAGAACUGUGUUUAAAGAUGACUGGAUGCCCUCCCACUAUUUUUGUUUGUACUGGCUGUUUUGUUGAAUUAAGAAGGUAUUGAAUAGUAGCACCUUUAGCAUUCCUAUCUCAUGUAAAUCAGCAGCGAUUCUUCUCUGGUUUCUCUGGUGAAGCAGGGCUUCUUAUGUUAGGGAGAAAUAAAAUCUUAAAAGCUUUUCUUUAAUUUCUGCUGUACCCUGAAGUCUCCUUUUGUGAUCAAAACCUGUUUAGCUUGGAUAAAGAUGAUCAAAUUACUUUGCACACAGAUGAGAACAAACUAGAAAGUCUUCUUUCUCUUUUUCCCUCCAGCUGUCAUUUCCUCAUACAUAAUCUCUAUAGUAAUACAUUCAUUUCAUAACUUGCAAAAUUAGACAAUUGUCUAUUUAAAUGAAAGAACUUCUAUCCAUAUUUUUUUUGUUUUGUUUUUUUAAAUGAUGGCAUUAUCAAAUGAGUGCCUUGAAGAAAUGUGUUUUUGUGAGAAUCUGAUUAUUUAGUCAGGAAAGGAAGGAAGGAAGAGAGAAACAUUCAGAUUUUAGGGCAUUUCAAAGGAUAUAGUUGACCCAAAAAUGUACAAUUUUGUCAUUAUUUCCUCUACAUUAUUCUAAACCCAUCUGGAUAAUUUGGAUAUAAAUUGGAUAUUUUGAUCAAGUUGUGAGUUAAAAGUUAACUUUCUAGUGAUCAGUGAAUAAAAACUUAAUGUGUCAUGUGACUUCAAAUUAUAGCCCACAAAUCAUAUGGACUACUGUUUUUGGUGCUUUUUCUUAAAGGGGUCAUAUGAUGCUAUUUUGAAGAUCAUUAUUUUGUGUAUUUGGUGUA
Sinocyclocheilus grahami is the source of this 5879-nucleotide messenger RNA. Its product is annotated as FH1/FH2 domain-containing protein 3-like. Gene Ontology annotation, molecular function: actin filament binding. Gene Ontology annotation, cellular component: cytoplasm; cytoskeleton. NCBI's taxonomy places the organism in Eukaryota, Metazoa, Chordata, Actinopteri, Cypriniformes, Cyprinidae. Gene Ontology annotation, biological process: sarcomere organization; cortical actin cytoskeleton organization; cardiac myofibril assembly. The record is from RefSeq and is a predicted model, not a curated record. The transcript is spliced from 27 exons. The coding region runs from base 1 to 4524 and encodes 1507 amino acids.